AGGCUCCACCAUGAGGCGAGGUGGAUGGAGAAAGCGAGCUGAAAAUGAUGGCUGGGAAAAAUGGGGUGGGUAUAUGGCUGCCAAGGUCCAGAAAUUGGAGGAACAGUUUCGAUCAGAUGCGGCUAUGCAGAAGGAUGUAAAUUCAUCUACAAUUUUUAGUGGAGUUGCCAUCUAUGUUAAUGGAUAUACAGAUCCUUCUGCUGAGGAAUUGAGAAAGCUAAUGAUGUUGCAUGGAGGUCAAUACCAUGUGUAUUAUUCCAGAUCCAAAACAACACACAUUAUUGCCACAAAUCUUCCUAAUGCCAAAAUUAAAGAAUUAAAGGGGGAAAAAGUAAUUAGACCAGAAUGGAUUGUGGAAAGCAUCAAAGCUGGACGACUCCUCUCCUGCAUUCCAUAUCAGCUGUACACCAAGCAGUCCAAUGUGCAGAAAGGUCUCAACUUUAAUCCUGUAUGCAAACCUGAGGAUCCAGUGCCAGGUCCAAGCAAUAUAGCCAAACAGUUCAACAACAGGGUAAAUCACAUAAUUAAAAAGAUUGAGACAGAAAACGAAGUCAAAGUCAAUGGAAUGAACAGUUGGAAUGAAGAAGAUGCAAAUAAUGAUUUUAGUUUUAUGGAUCUGGAACAGACCUUUCCAGGAAGGAAGCAAAACGGAGUUCCGCAUCCCAGAGGCAGCACUGCUAUUUUUAAUGGACACACUUGUAGCUCUAAUGGUGCCUUAAAGACACAGGAUUGCUUGGUGCCCAUGGGCAACAGUAUUGCCAGCAGGCUUUCUCCAGACUCUGCUCAGGAGGAGGAGAAAGCUGAGAAGAGCAGCACUGACUUUAGAGACUGCACUCUGCAGCAGUUGCAGCAAAGCACCAGAAACACAGACGCUUUGCGGAAUCCACACAGAACUAAUUCUUUUUCAUUAUUGUCUUUGCACAGUAACACUAAAAUCAAUGGUGCUCACCACUCCACUGUUCAGGGGCCUUCAAGCACAAAAAGCACUUCCUCAGUACCUACUCCUAGCAAGGCAGUACCUUCAGUGCCAUCCAAACCUUCAGACUGCAGUUUUAUUUCAGACUUCUAUGCUCAUUCAAGACUACAUCACAUAUCAAUGUGGAAGUGUGAAUUGACUGAGUUUGUCAAUACCCUACAAAGACAAAGUACUGGUAUCUUUCCAGGAAGGGAAAAGUUAAAAAAAAUGAAAACAGGCAGGUCUGCACUUGUAACUGACACAGGAAAUAUGUCAGUAUUGAGUUCACCCAAACAUCAGAGCUGUAUAAUGCAUGUUGAUAUGGAUUGCUUCUUUGUAUCAGUGGGUAUACGAAAUAGACCAGAUCUCAAAGGAAAACCAGUGGCUGUUACAAGUAACAGAGGCACAGGAAGGGCACCUUUGCGUCCUGGCACUAACCCCCUGCUGGAGUGGCAGUACUACCAAAAUAAACUCCUGAAAGGCAGAGCAGACUUGGGUCCUGGCCUCUGAUUUCUCCAACCGUUCCUCCACAUUCUCCAUGUGCCCGUCUAGUUUGUCAAGUUUUGAUGAGCAGUUCUCUACUUUGCCCUCCAGUGAGGACAGUGUGUCCCUGCAUUUCCCUGAAUCUCACAUGAAGCAACUCACUCCGCUCGUGGAGGGACCCACGCACUCUGCUGCACUGUGGAACAGCAGAUAUACCAGAUUCAUCUAUGUGGGAGAAUCAAGAUUCUGCACAGAUAAAUGGAAUCGAUUCUGUUUUGUCAAAGGCAGAAAUUGCAUCUUGUAGUUAUGAAGCCAGACAAGUUGGUGUUAAAAAUGGAAUGUUUUUUGGGUAUGCCAAACAGUUAUGUCCUAAUCUUCAAGCUGUCCCAUAUGAUUUUCAUGCAUAUAAGGAAGUUGCACGAACAAUGUAUGAAACAUUAGCAAGCUAUACUCAUAACAUCGAAGCUGUCAGUUGUGACGAAGCACUGGUAGACAUCACCGAGAUCCUUGCCGAGACCAGACUUACUCCUGAGGAGUUUGCAAGUGCUGUUCGUAUGGAAAUCAAAGACCAGACAAAGUGUGCUGCCUCUGUUGGUAUUGGUUCUAAUAUUCUCCUGGCUAGAAUGGCAACUAGAAAAGCAAAACCAGAUGGGCAAUACCACUUAAAACCAGAAGAAGUAGAUGAUUUUAUCAGAGGUCAGCUAGUUACUAAUCUACCAGGAGUUGGACGUUCAAUGGAAUCUAAGUUGACAUCUUUGGGUAUUAAAACUUGUGGAGAUUUGCAAUAUAUGACCAUGGCAAAACUUCAAAAAGAAUUUGGUCCCAAAACAGGUCAGAUGCUUUAUAGGUUCUGCCGUGGUUUGGAUGAUAGACCAGUUCGAACUGAAAAGGAAAGAAAAUCUGUUUCAGCUGAAAUCAACUAUGGAAUAAGGUUUACCCAGCCAAGAGAGGCAGAAGCUUUUCUUCUGAGUCUGUCAGAAGAAAUUCAAAGACGACUAGAGGCUGCUGGCAUGAAGGGUAAACGUCUGACUCUUAAAAUCAUGGUGCGAAAGCCAGGGGCUCCUAUAGAAACGGCAAAAUUUGGAGGCCAUGGAAUUUGUGAUAACAUUGCCAGGACUGUAACUCUUGACCAGGCAACAGAUAGUGCAAAAAUAAUUGGAAAGGCUACACUAAACAUGUUUCAUACAAUGAAACUAAAUAUAUCGGAUAUGAGGGGGGUUGGGAUUCACGUGAAUCAGUUAGUUCCAGCUAAUCCAAACCCUUCCACAUGUCCCAGUCGCCCAUCAGUUCAGUCAAGCCACUUGCCUGCUGGGUCCCACUCGGUCUGUGAUCUCUUCCAAGUUCAGAAAGCCAAGAAAUCCACAGAAGAGGAGCACAAGGAAGUACUUCUGGCUGCUAUGGAUCUGGAAAUAUCAUCUGCCUCUAGAACUUGCACUUUUCUGCCAACUUUUCCUACACAUCUGCCAGCUGGCAUUAGUCCUGAUACUAGCAAAGCUGAGACUUCAAGGAAAUGGAAUGGUCUGCAUUCUCCUGUCAAUGUGCAGUCAAGACUUAACCUGAGCAUAGAGGUCCCAUCACCUUCCCAGCUGGAUCAGUCUGUUUUGGAGGCACUUCCACCUGAUCUGCGGGAACAAGUAGAGCAAGUCUGUGCCAUUCAGCAAGGAGAGUCACAUGGUGACAGAAAGAAAGAACCAGUAAAUGGCUCUAAUACAGGAAUUUUGCCACAACCAGUUGGGACAGUUUUGCUGCAAAUACCAGAACCUCAAGAAUCUAAUAGUGACACAGGAAUAAAUGUAAUAGCCCUUCCAGCAUUUUCACAGGUGGACCCGGAGGUGUUUGCUGCCCUUCCUGCUGAGCUUCAAAAGGAGCUAAAAGCAGCAUAUGAUCAAAGACAAAGGCAAGGAGAGAACAGCACUCACCAGCAGUCAGCCAGUACAUCUGUGCCAAAGAAUUCUUUACUUCAGUUAAAGCCAGCAGCAGUGAAAGAAAAGAAGAGAAACAAGAAAAAAAAACCCAUGAAUACCUCCAAAAAGAUACAGAGUCCUUUGAAAAACAAGCUGCUUAAUAGUCCUGCAAAAACUCUGCCAGGGCCCUGUGGGAGUCCCCAGAAGUUAAUUGAUGGGUUUCUAAAACACGAAGGACCUGUUCCAGAGAACCCCCUGGAAGAACUCUCUGCUUCCACUUCAGGUGUGCCAGGCCCUUCUGGUUUGCAGCCUGACCUGGCUGGCUGUGUUAGACCCCCAGCACCCAAUCUGGCUGGAGCAGUUGAAUUCAAUGAUGUGAAGACCUUGCUCAAAGAAUGGAUAACUACGAUUUCAGAUCCAAUGGAAGAAGACAUUCUGCAAGUUGUGAAAUACUGUACUGAUCUAAUAGAGGAAAAAGAUUUGGAAAAACUAGAUCUAGUUAUAAAAUACAUGAAAAGGUUGAUGCAGCAGUCGGUGGAAUCAGUUUGGAAUAUGGCAUUUGACUUUAUUCUUGACAAUGUUCAGGUGGUUUUACAACAAACUUAUGGAAGCACAUUAAAAGUUACAUAAAUAUUACCAGGGAGCCUGGUGCUCUCUGCUAGCUGUGCCAUAAGUGCUUGUGAGGUAUUUGCAAAGUGCAUGAUAGUAAUGCUCUGAGUUUUUAUAAUUUUAAAUUUCUUUUCAAGCAAGUGUUUUGUACAUUUCUUUUCAGAAAGUGCCAAAUUUGUCAGUAUUGCAUGUAAAUAAUUGUGUUAAUUCUUUUACUGUAGCAUAGAUUCUAUUUACAAAAUGUUUGUUUAUAAAGUUUUAUGGAUUUUUACAGUGAAGUGUUUACAGUUGUUUAAUAAAGAACUGUAUGUAUAUUUUG
Molecule: messenger RNA, 4270 nt
Organism: Microcebus murinus (gray mouse lemur)
Lineage: Eukaryota; Metazoa; Chordata; Mammalia; Primates; Cheirogaleidae
Source: RefSeq, a predicted model, not a curated record